Messenger RNA from Salvelinus sp. IW2-2015, 2590 nucleotides. It is a transcript of the gene marchf5, whose product is annotated as membrane-associated ring finger (C3HC4) 5. Gene Ontology annotation, molecular function: ubiquitin protein ligase activity; zinc ion binding. The record is from RefSeq and is a predicted model, not a curated record. The transcript has 7 exons. The coding region runs from base 351 to 1313 and encodes 320 amino acids. Gene Ontology annotation, biological process: protein polyubiquitination; regulation of mitochondrial fission. Lineage: Eukaryota; Metazoa; Chordata; Actinopteri; Salmoniformes; Salmonidae. Gene Ontology annotation, cellular component: mitochondrial outer membrane.
GUUCCCGUGCGUUACCUCAUAGAGAGAGCCAGUCAUUUGAGUCAAGCGGUCGCGCCGAAGCGUCAAAAACUAGUUUUUAGCAAACUAUUAAACUGAAACCGUAGAUGAAGCAUCGAGAUGUAAUGCAUUAGUUAUGACUGCAAAGGAACUGGAUUAUAGUUCAAGUUUUAGCUAGUUCAUUUCGGUUAGACAAGUUAGCCGGCUAGCUAACGUUAACCUCUUCGUCUUCGUGCCAACAGAAAAAGCCUCGCCGCUUUCAACAAGGCCUAGCUAGCUAGCUACCUAACCUACAUAUGUAAUUAAUACACUCAACACGUUGAGUGUACUGUUGUUUUACAUUUAUUGGCCACAUGUCGGAAGAGAGCGCAUUGGUAAUGCAACAGAAUUUGGACAGGAGCUGCUGGGUGUGCUUCGCAACGGACGAGGAUGACCGCACGGCGGAGUGGGUGCGUCCGUGUCGCUGCCGUGGCUCCACCAAGUGGGUGCACCAGGUGUGUCUGCAGCGCUGGGUGGACGAGAAGCAGAGGGGCAACAGCACGGCCCGCGUGGCCUGUCCUCAGUGCAACGCCGAAUACCUCAUCGUCUUUCCCAAGCUGGGGCCGGUGGUGUAUGUGCUAGACCUGGCGGACCGGCUAAUCUCCAAGGCCUGUCCCUUCACCGCCGCUGGCAUCAUGGUGGGCUCCAUUUACUGGACUGCUGUCACCUACGGGGCCGRCACUGUCAUGCAGGUGGUGGGCCAUAAGGAGGGCCUGGACGUGAUGGAGCGGGCAGACCCCUUGUUCCUGCUCAUCGGCCUGCCCACCAUCCCCGUCAUGCUGAUCCUGGGGAAGAUGAUCCGCUGGGAGGACUACGUGCUGCGCUUCUGGAGGAAGUAUUCCAACAAGCUGCAGAUCCUCAACAGCAUCUUCCCAGGUCAGAAAGGACACAUUGGCUCAGCUUGCUGGGCAAAAGCUUGUGUACUCCUCUACCCCAGUCGGCUGCCCGAACUAAAGAUACCAACUCAAACUGGGAUUGGGUGUCCAGUGCCUCGUAUCCCGGCGGAGGCCAGCCCCUUGGCGGACCACGUGUCAGCCACCAGAAUCCUAUGUGGCGCCCUGGUCUUUCCCACCAUCGCCACCAUCGUAGGCAAGCUCAUGUUCAGCAGCGUCAACUCCAACCUGCAGAGGACCAUCCUGGGUGGGAUUGCAUUUGUGGCCGUCAAGGGAGCGUUUAAGGUGUACUUCAAACAGCAGCAGUACCAGAGGCAAGCCCACCGCAAGAUCCUCAACUUCCCCGAGGCAGAGGAGGCCUGGACAGACAGACAGACACACUGACACACAGGGGGAGUGGAUGGAGCGGAACAGUGAACUCUGAGCAGGAAUACUGUCUGACAGACACAGGGAUCAUUGGUGCCCCCUACCUCUUGUACCCCUCCGAGCAGCCUCGCCUCACCUCACAUUCUGUUUCUGCUCUCAGCGGAGUCCUUGUCCUAUGCUGCUGACAUUUGUGCUGUAUGACCUAUUGCGUUUUUAAAACACGUAGACUUAUACAGACAUGCGCGCGCACACACACACUCAUGCAUAUUGCACACAGGAAUGUGACUUGUGUUUUUGUGACUGCCGCAUUGCAGUAUAUUUUUUUUUACAUAACCAGUGCUUGCUUAUUUUAAGAAAUCUGGGACAGGUGUAAUUAUUAGGCAGGAAAGUUUUAUAAAUAAUUUUGGAAAUUCUGUUUGCCAAUGUGAAGGGUUUAAUGAGGAAUAUUGCUUUCCUGUGUUUUCAGAGAAAUAAGAAUAAAGUAUCUUUAUCACUAAGAGAUGAUUAUUUGAAGGAAGAUCUUACAUGCUCCCUUCAGACAUUGUUGCCACUCAUGUUUCCGUUGGUGAAAAUGCAUAGGCAUCAUUCAUCUAUUUUAGAAGCAUAGUACAAACCUCAUGAAAGUGUGAUUGUACAUAUUUCACUUCUGCAUCGGAUGAAACCUUUGAGGGUGUUUUUUACUCUUAUGCCUCGAAGUGUUCCCAUUAAUUCUGUUGGUAGAUUUAGUUACUCUGUAAGAGAUUUUUUUUCAUGCAUCUAUAACCCUACAGCUCACUUCAAUUAUUUUUCUUAUGAAAUGCACAGAUGUCUUCAACUCAUGGGAUGAGAGCGAAUUCGAUGUGCAAGCUGUCUAUUGAAUGAAGGCGUGAUUGACUCGUAUCUUUUAACCCAAAUCACAUGAUUUGCCACAAAUAAUUCCUUGCAUUUGCCUCAAGGCAGUCACAGAAUGGGUUACAACUAUAUAGAACCAGUAUACAGGUGGGGUAAGCUGCUGUCUCCGGAACACAUACACCAUGGGUUUGAAUCUGGUCCACUGCUAUUUGUAGCAACUCGCCAUCUAUCUUGUCUAAUAAACAAAAAAUGUGAGUGGAACUACCCCACUCCUUAAGAAAUCUAAUGGUGUGAAAAAGGCAUGCCAUAAACCAACCACUAGAAUAUUAAUUUAGCAUGGUAGAUGGAUGUAAUCUCAGCUUUUAAAUUCACUGUAAAGAAAAUGUAUUAUGCCAAAAGGGUGACUUUGAAGUAGAUUUUAUAGUUUCAUGGUCAAUUAUAAAUGUAUUUUUUCUAACCUUGAA